ACAAACAAGCUCAAACGCGGCGCGGGACACCUCCGUAGGGGUCGCUGCCACCGAGAGUGAGUUCGAGUCCUCGUGACAUCCCUCCUUGCUACGUACAGUCCGGCAGCUCCAGUAAGAAACGGGGCAUGGCCUUCACGGGAGACGCCGACGGUUUCGCCCUCGACUUCAUCCGCGAGCACCUGCUAGGCGGUGGUUGCGGCGGCGUCGCCGCGGCGGAUAGCCCAGUGGUUUCCGACGACGUCAACGUCCCCGAGCUGCCGCCUCAGCCGGAGUUCGAGCCAAUGUCGUUCUUGCCGCCGCGGCAGGAGCAGCAUCAUCAAGGUUUCAUGGGCAUGGAUGACCUGAUGACCGACGAGUACAUGGGCGGUGCACCGGCGGUUGGCGAGGCGGCGGCGUUCCCGGAGCAGGUGCCAGCGGCACCCGUGAUCAUUAAGUUUGGGAGCGAGCGCUCGCCAGCCGUCAGGCAGCCGCUCACCAUCGCCGUGCCCCCGAGCUCGUUCGCGUGGGCGGGAGCCGCGUCCGCCGCCACGCCGGCAGCACCGGCGGCCGCGGCAGUUGUCGAGGACUUCCGCAUGUACCGCGGCGUCCGGCAGCGCCCCUGGGGCAAGUACGCGGCGGAGAUCCGCGACCCGAAGCGCCGGGGAUCGCGCGUGUGGCUCGGCACGUACGACACGCCCGUCGAGGCCGCGCGCGCCUACGACCGCGCCGCGUUCCGCAUGCGCGGCGCCAAGGCCAUCCUCAACUUCCCGAACGAGGUCGGCACCCGGGACGCCGACUUCUUGGCCUCGCCGCCCGCUCCGGCGACGAAGGCCGCCGCCGCGACGAGCAAGAGGAAGCGGAAGCAGCUGGAGAACUCCGACGACGUCGAGGUGGUCGCGGUGGUGAACAAGGCAGUGAAGGUCGAUGCGCCGUCGUCAUCGUCGACCCAGGUGUCCUCUUCCACCUCGCCGUCUUCCAUGUCGACGCGCGAGACCACCGCCUCAUCGACAGUGACGUCAACUACGGCAGAGACGGGCGCCGGUGCUGAGUGGCUUCCUAUGACGCCUUCUAGCGGGAGCUGCGAGCAGUACUGGGAGGCUUUGCUCGGCGGCCUGCCGCCGCUCUCGCCACUGUCACCGAUCCCAACGUUGGGGUUUCCACAGCUCCCCGUUAGUUGAUGACCCCUGUUUGGAUAGGCAAGGAUUUGGCCAAUUGGCCUAAUCCUUUUGUAUU
This is a messenger RNA of Panicum hallii, 1212 nucleotides long. RefSeq names its product ethylene-responsive transcription factor 6-like. Bases 126 to 1157 code for a protein of 343 amino acids. The transcript has a single exon. Lineage: Eukaryota; Viridiplantae; Streptophyta; Magnoliopsida; Poales; Poaceae. Gene Ontology annotation, biological process: ethylene-activated signaling pathway; regulation of DNA-templated transcription. Gene Ontology annotation, molecular function: DNA binding; DNA-binding transcription factor activity. The record is from RefSeq and is a predicted model, not a curated record.